ACUACAGGAAAUGUGACAGUUUGUAUUAGUUACAGGUUUAAGUACAAAAGUAGUGGACUUUAGAGGGUAAAACUAUACGUGGAAAUUUAAAGAUGGCGAAUAGUUUGAUUGUUCUUGCCGUUUCUGUCGCUGCCUUCGCCAUUUUAAUCAACUUUUCUUUGCAUAAAGUGGACGAAGGACAUGUAGCAGUUUACUACAGGGGAGGAGCACUACUGCAAACCACAUCGGGACCUGGAUAUCAUGUCAUGUUUCCAUUCAUCACAACCUUCCGAUCUGUCCAGACAACUUUGCAAACUGAUAAAGUGAAGAAUGUACCUUGUGGGACAAGUGGUGGUGUGAUGAUAUACUUUGAUCAGAUAGAGGUUGUUAACAUAUUGUCACCGGCUGCGGUGUAUGAGAUAGUUCGUAACUAUACAGCUGAUUACGACCGUGCUCUAAUCUUUAACAAAGUUCACCAUGAAUUGAAUCAAUUCUGUUCUGUGCAUUCUUUACAAGAAGUAUAUAUUGCUAAAUUUGAUCGGAUUGAUGAAAACUUAAAGAAAGCUUUGCAAGUUGACCUCACAGAGAUGGCACCAGGAUUAUAUGUGCAAGCUGUCCGAGUGACAAAGCCAAAAAUCCCAGAAAUGAUCAGAAAAAAUUACGAGCUCAUGGAGUCUGAAAAAACAAAAUUGUUAAUUGUCAAUGAGAAACAAAAAGUUAUUGAGAAGGAAGCAGAGACUGAGCGAAAGAAGGCUGUGAUUGAGGCUGAGAAAGUGGCGCAAGUGGCUCGUAUUCAAUAUGAUCAGAAGAUUAUGGAGAAAGAAACCCAACGUAGAAUGUCUGAGAUUGAGGAUCAAUCUCACUUGGCAAGAAUGAAAGCACGAACUGAUGCUCAAUGUUACCAAGCUUUGAAAGAGGCAGAAGCUAAUUCGCUUAAACUGACACCUGAGUUCCUGGAAUUAAGGAGAAUUGAAGCUUUAGCUCAAACUUCCAAAGUUUAUUACGGGCCAAAUAUUCCGCAAAUGUUAAUGGACAGUUUCAGUCCAAUGACAGUCAAACCAAAAGCCGAAGUGGUUGCAGAAGAAUACAAACAAGAAAAUACCAAUAUGGAUUAAACCAUGGUUAUCUUCACAUUACCACCGCCUAUAAUUGAACAAUCCAUAACAGAUGAGAUUAUCAUAUUUGUGUUCUCGCUGCAAAAAACUUUUUUAACAAUUUGCUUUUUUUGUAAUUUUCUGCUCCUCCACUCGGUCUGUUGUAUUUUUACAGAUUUUGUAGCAGGCUUUACACAUGCGGACAUACAUGUGGAAUUUUAUUGAUGCCUGAACCUUUAGCCACCUAAUUAUUAUAGCCUACUCUCUCCAAUGGGUGCAAUUUGAUUCUAUGCAAAAUUAAUACGACAAAACCAUUGUAGAGAUAUCAUAAUCCCUUUUUAAUUUUAACCAAAAAAAUAUGAUCUCUAUGUCACGACUCAGUGUAUAAACAUUGCCCUCUUGUGGGGAGACCUUCCCCCACACGCCACCCCGUAAUAUCGACCAUGGUGAUGUGGCUCACUCGGUGGCGCCGCCAUCGGCUCAACCAAAAAGCUCUCUUCUACCACCUGCAGGAUACGUCUUCGAAGCGCCCGCGAGGUUUUUCGGACCUGCAAUAAAACUGCAUAGAACCCUCAAACACUUCUGUAGAAUGGGCGUGUGCCCACUACCGCAUACCUCGUUAACAGAUGUCAUGGCACGAUGACACUCAGUUGUCAUGGCAGGCGGCAUACCACUAGUGGCGAAGUCACACAUGCAUUUGUCGGUACUAUUUUCCGUCCAGGCCUGCUUCCUGUCAAACAAAUUCAAAAUUAAAACAUGUUGUUACGUACCGAAUAUUCUACAAAUGUUACUGAACAGCUACGACCUUUUUUAAACUAAAAACUGUUUCUGCCAGGCAUAUUACAUUUGUUUUUUAAGUCUUCUAUUAGUGUAUCGGUGUUUUGACUUCCAAUACAGGUUGUCUUUAUCAAGAACACCACACAACAGCGCAAAUACUGAAAGUCAAAAGAGUGUUUGCUCGAACAAUUUCAAAUGUGGUGUUUUAAAACUUCAAAUUUGUAUUUGCACUAGCUUACUGCACACCUACCUAAUGUAUUAUACUCCUAAAAAAUAUCCAUAUUUUUUAAAGACUUAAAUUUCACCCUUACGUUGGCUCUUUGUGUUUGAUAGGCCCUGCUGACUUUGCUCUUGUGUUUGUUCUCAUUUUUGAAUUCAGACUUGCGUCCUGCAGAUAAUAAAUUGUUUUAAAUAUGGCUCAACCACCAUGGUAUUCUCACCAUCUCGCUCUUUGCUGGUUUCAGCUUGCUGCCGAUCUUUGGCGUCUUUUGUCUACCGUUAGACGGCGCACUCGUGCGGCUACCGUUUAAUCCUGGCUUGUUGCUUGCAUACUGAAACAUGACUUGCUGCAAAGUAUCAUGACGUCAUGUUUUUAGUGACGUCACCGACCAUUAUUUUGUCACUUAUGUAUAUCGUGUCAUUUGUCUUAAAUUUGACAACUUGUUUGUUCUGUUUUACUCACGUGACUUCUGGUUCUUUCUUCAUAUUGUUUGUCGUGUUUGUGACGUGUUGAAGCCGCUAUGACGUCAGGAAAUAAAUCGAGAACUCGUGUGCGUUCGCCA
This is a messenger RNA of Ciona intestinalis (vase tunicate), 2632 nucleotides long. Its product is annotated as erlin-1. Gene Ontology annotation, biological process: SREBP signaling pathway. Gene Ontology annotation, molecular function: ubiquitin protein ligase binding; cholesterol binding. NCBI's taxonomy places the organism in Eukaryota, Metazoa, Chordata, Ascidiacea, Phlebobranchia, Cionidae. Gene Ontology annotation, cellular component: endoplasmic reticulum membrane; endoplasmic reticulum. The record is from RefSeq and is a predicted model, not a curated record.